AUGCUGACUGUUCUUUGUUUGACACUGGUCUUUUCUGUGUAUGCCGAGUUUACUGGAUCGUAUUGCUACUCAUUAACAAGUGAUAAAAACAAUUGCCAAACAUGCUUUGCCAAUUAUGUACUGAAUGCGGACAAGACUACUUGCACCUACAAGAGAGACAUGGGGUGCGAAACUUUCAGGGAUGACACGUGUGUGACUUGUGCACAUGGAUACAAGAAAGAUGUUGCCAACACCAAAUGUGUUGAAGGUGACGAGUAUUGCACAGUCAAUGUUUAUGACACUGAGAUGACCUGUAAAUAUUGCAACUCCAUCACAAAUAUCAACGACGAGUCAUGCAAGAACUGCACUGAACAAAACAAGGGUUGUAUGGAUGCAAAUCCCGACUGUGGGACAUGCACCACGUGUGCAAGUGGAUAUUAUUUGGAGUCGAACAAAUGUGUCAGAAUUCCAAAUUGUGUUAUGAGAGAUGCAACAGACAACAAGAAAUGUGGGACUUGCAUCAAUGGGUAUUAUGUUGAUGACAACAAGAAUUGUGUUCUUGGGACUCUUCCGCAUUGCAUCACUUACAACAACAAAGACAGCUGCAAUACCUGUGAAGUGUCAUAUAAGUUGGUUGGUGAUAACUGUGAGUAUCGCCCAUAUUGUACUUCUGUUGACCAAACCGAAUGCACAAAUUGUGUGGUGGGGUAUGGUCUCAAGUCUGGCAAUUGCACCAUCUGCGAGAAGACCAAUUGUAUUCAGUGUAAUGCAGAUGCGACUGUCUGUACAAAGUGUGCUGCUGGUUACACUCUGGUGAAUGGAGAAUGCAAGAAGUGUGAAGUUGAGGGGUGCACUACAUGUGUUGAUGGAGAUGUUUCCAAAUGUAAUGUUUGCGACUAUGCAAAUGGUUAUAAAAUUACAACAUCACAAAAAUGUUACAAAUGCCUUGAUCAUUGUACUCAAUGCGACGAAGCUGAUGCUGCAACCAAGUGCACUGCUUGUGAUUAUGAGUAUGGACUCAACAACGACAAAUGCGAGAAGUGCGGGACUGGUUGUGCUUCAUGCAACGAAAAUAAUAUGAAUGAGUGUAUAUAUUGCAUUGCUGGUUACAAUCUUGAUUCAACCAAUCACAAGUGCUACAAGUGCGGUGAGAACUGCAACGUCUGUGAUGCUUCAGAUCCAGCAACAUGCACCACGUGUGCAACUGGGUAUGCUUUGAAUGGGAAGGUCUGCAAGAAGUGUGACACCGGUUGCACCAUGUGCGUGUCAGACAAUUACCAGAAAUGCACAAUGUGUGAAUACGGAUAUGUUUAUGUUAGUGAUGAACAAAAAUGCGCAAAAUGUCACUCAUCAUGUGCCACCUGCUCCGAAGGCAAUUCAGACACCAAAUGCACCGCAUGUCCACUUGGGUAUUACCUCACUGUUGAUGGGAAAUGCUUGGCGUGUGACGGCAAGUGUGAUUCAUUCAACAGUGAUGCGGAUAACACACAAGAUUACUGCACUAAAUGCAGUGCUGUAUGCUCCUAUACAAAAAAGGGCGGUGAUGAAGCAAAGUGCUACCCGGCUACUCAUUGCUUGAUGUACGACAUCUCAAGACCAGGCAAAUGUAUAUCAUGCGAGGGUGGGUAUUAUAUCGACGGUCAAUACACAUGCCAAAAGUGUGAUGCCAAAUGUACGGGUGGAUGUGUCAAGAGUGCGACCGAAUGCAUCGCUUAUGGAGCUAUUGCAAACUGCUUGAUCUACAACAAAGACCACACGUGCAAGACGUGUGCCAAUGGAUACAAAAAGGAAGGCAACAACUGCGUUGAUGAUGAUACCUGCUCAACCAGAAACGAUGACGCCAAGUGCAUUGUUUGUGAAGAGUCGUUUGUCAAUGGAUAUUAUUUGGCUGAUAAAGAAGGACACUGCAAAGACUACGUCCAACCAACUGAAGGCAGUGCUGCUGUUGCUGUUGUUCUUGCUGUUUUUGCGUUGGUGAUUGCUCUUUAA
Entamoeba invadens IP1 is the source of this 1968-nucleotide messenger RNA. RefSeq lists its product as hypothetical. The transcript has a single exon. Lineage: Eukaryota; Evosea; Mastigamoebida; Endamoebidae. Bases 1 to 1968 code for a protein of 655 amino acids. The record is from RefSeq and is a predicted model, not a curated record.